This is a messenger RNA of Stegodyphus dumicola, 806 nucleotides long. RefSeq lists its product as uncharacterized. The record is from RefSeq and is a predicted model, not a curated record. Lineage: Eukaryota; Metazoa; Arthropoda; Arachnida; Araneae; Eresidae.
AAUUUUUUUCUUUAUUUUUUUCUUUAGAAAAGUUAUCACUAUUUCUUGGUGUAUCAAAAAGCUGAAGUGUAACUCUGACUCCAAUGAUUUCCUCAACUUCAGAGCAGUCUAAUUCUGAUGCUUCCGACUGUUCUUCAUUAGAUUCAGAAAGCGAUUUAACAGAAGGCCAAGAUCUUCUCUCCUUUUCUGCAAAAAUCACAGAAGAAUUGAAGAUGCAUAUGAGAAGGAAUGCUGGCAAAGAGGAUUACUGUGAGGAUAUUUACGAGGACAAGUAUUCUAGUCCUGAAUCUGGCAGAUUUUCUUAUUACUCCGAUCUACUUGCCGAAGCUCAACCAAGUAAGAUGACAGGUUUUCCGGAUUCUGCCCCCACAUUAGCGGUUAAUGAAAAGAUGAGUUCAACCAAAUCUCAAAUUCCGCAGUUUUCAUGCCCGUGGACUUGCUCCGGCGUCAGGAAUCCUUCCGUGGGAAUCGGUCCUCUCAAAGAGUUAUUUCGUGUGUUGGAUCCUACUCCUGUCUUCUCUUUUUCUACUGCUUCCUCCCAUACAGCUACAGAUUUUAUUAUGAACUGGACACCUGCACCUGGCACGUCACCUGAUUUUUGUAGCGACGAACCAAACAGUGUUACUGUAAAUGAUGACGAAUAUCCGAACUUCAUUGAUAUUUUUCAUCGGUGGACUAAUGAUUCUUUUACGACACCAUUUUCUUCAUCUAAUGAAAACGAUUUUAGAACUUUUGGAGAAUAUUAAAAUAUUCACUUAACUGCUGCGUUAAGUGGUGUUUAAUAAAAUAAUAUUUUAUAAAAAAUC